CGCGCCACCUCACAAAAGCUUCUCGGACCUCAUUAACUUGCAGGUCUAGAAUCAAAAUGUCGUCCCUUUACAAUCUCGAACCUCAACCCACCGCUUCCUGCAUUCUCCACACCACCGCCGGCGACGUUUCCCUCGAGCUCUGGGCACAACAGAUUCCCUUGACGUGUCGCAACUUUUUGCAGCUGUGUCUCGAUGGCUACUACGAUAACACGAUCUUUCACCGACUUGUACCAGGCUUCAUCAUACAAGGUGGCGAUCCAACAGGUACGGGCGCGGGCGGCGAGAGCAUUUACGAUGGAGGACAAUAUGCAGAGGCGCGAGAGGAGCAUGGUAUAUGGCCUAUGGAGGAGAGGAGAGGAAAGAACGCCGGCGCACAUGGAGUGGGGUUCAAGGAUGAAUUUCACAGCAGGAUUAAGUUCAAUCGGAGAGGACUGCUAGGGAUGGCGAAUGAGGGACCGGAUUCGAAUGGGAGUCAAUUCUUUAUUACGCUGGGUGAUACACCAGAGCUUCAGGGCAAGAACACGUUGUUUGGGAGAGUGGAAGGAGACACAAUCUACAAUGUUGCGAGGAUGGGGGAGAUGGAGGUGGGGGACGAUGAUAGGCCUUUGUAUCCGCCGAAGAUCACGAAUGUGGAAGUUUUGGUCAAUCCUUUCAAGGAUAUGGCCAGGAGGGCAAGAACUGCACCUCUGGUUCAACAACCUAAGGCGACGGGCGACAAGAAGAAAAAGAGGAAGGCUGGGAAGCAGUUACUAAGCUUUGGCGGUGAUGAAGGAGAUGGCGAGGAGGCGGCUCCUGUAGUCAAGAAAGCGAAGUUUGACACCAGAAUUGUGGUAGACAACGAGAACGAGGAACCUCCACCGCCACCAAAAGCCAAAGCAUCAGCUAAGACUCUCGAGAAGAAGAAAAUCAAGGCUCCCUCGCCGGAAUCGUCACCAGAACCUAGAUCAGCACCCGAACCUCCGAUAUCGAUUCCAAACCGGCCUGCUAAAGCUGCAGCUCGGCCAGCCUCAUCUUCCCCAGAACCAGAACCAGUCCAAAAAGUAUCCUCGCUCUUAGAUCGGACAAAUGCCCAGAUUGCAGAGCUCAAAGCAUCCAUGAAAAGGAAUGUUCAGACAGCCCCGGUACCAGAAAAGAAGAAAUCGGUGCUGGAAACAAUGAUUCCUAGAACAUCUGUUCGGGGUAGAAAACGACAUCCUGGAGAAAGUGCUCCUACGGAUCAACGAACUCUGGAUCUUCUGAAAGCAUUUCAAUCCCGGCUAGAUCAAGCUCCACCAGAAAAAGAGGUUUUAAAGACUGAGCCAGUUCUGGAGAAUGAGGAUCACAAAGAUGAUACAGCUGGUGAUGAAGAAGAAGCUACGCUAUGUGAUCUCCAUUUCAUUGUAGAAUGUCAAUCGUGUAAGAAAUGGGACACACAAGGUGAUGGAGAUAAGGAAGAAGACGAGGAUGAUAUCGGCUGGAUGUCCCAUGCUCUGUCCUUCAAGGAGGAUAAGCUAGGCAAAGACCUCUCCUACAGAAAGAAGGCAGAAGAGGAGCUUGUGGUUAUUGACCCAAGAGAGAAAGCUAAGACUUUGAAAGAGGAAAAGAGGGCACAGAGAGAAGCUAAAGCAGGUGGUUCUGGCCGUGCUUGGGAUCAAGCAAGGAAUGAUAAGUUGGCAAGAUCAUCUGCUUUGGCUGGGAGGGGGGCCAAGUGAAAUGAAAAGAGGAGUUGAAAACAUCGCUCGUCUAAUACGACUUGGGAUAAUGGAGAUGCAAAGGACAGUGCUCGAGGAUAACACAGCAUUUGACAUCUGACAUUGUAGGAAGGAGGUCUAAUGACGAUCAUACCACACUAGUUGGGCAAGAAGGGUGGCUUGGCUGCAGUGCUAUUCGUCACCCUUGGAUAUUUCUUGGGGAUUGAAGUAGGUAUCCGCCCAUGGUACGCCUGGUCAGAUCUUACAAGGAUGUGUCCAAACAGAUAUACCCCUCCAUAUUCCAAGCCUG
Messenger RNA from Mollisia scopiformis, 1980 nucleotides. Its product is annotated as cyclophilin-like protein. Gene Ontology annotation, biological process: protein peptidyl-prolyl isomerization; protein folding. The transcript has a single exon. The record is from RefSeq and is a predicted model, not a curated record. Bases 57 to 1691 code for a protein of 544 amino acids. Gene Ontology annotation, cellular component: catalytic step 2 spliceosome. Gene Ontology annotation, molecular function: peptidyl-prolyl cis-trans isomerase activity. NCBI's taxonomy places the organism in Eukaryota, Fungi, Ascomycota, Leotiomycetes, Helotiales, Mollisiaceae.